Molecule: messenger RNA, 1534 nt
Organism: Hibiscus syriacus
Lineage: Eukaryota; Viridiplantae; Streptophyta; Magnoliopsida; Malvales; Malvaceae
Exons: 4
Coding region: 47-1273 (408 amino acids)
Source: RefSeq, a predicted model, not a curated record
AAAACAAAUAAAAAAAGAAGAAUGAAAUCAGGGUCGUUGUCCGUUAAUGGCGUCCCCGCGAGCAUUACCGAGGUUUCACAGACGACGGUGUCCUCCAUCUCCUACGGCGGUUUCAGCUCGCUCUCCCCGUCUGCUUCCUACCCGUGACUCCUCUUCUCUCACCGGCGGCGUGUCUCCCCCCAAAGCUUCGAUGCUCAUCCGCCGAGCUGCUUUCCUUUUCACGCUCCUCACUCUUUCCGUUUUGAUGCUUUUCACUGUUACUGAUUCCGUCCGCUUCCUACGUUUCCCCUCCGCUUCCCAUUUCGUUCCCAUUUUCCCUUCCUAUCUCAAUUACGUUCCUUCUCCGGACCCAAUGCAACAUCUUGAAGAAACUUUGAGGAAUGCUUCUAUGGGGAAUAAGACUGUUAUUUUAACAACAUUGAAUGAUGCCUGGGCAAGUACCAAUUCGAUUGUUGACCUUUUCCUCGAGAGUUUUAUUCUUGGAGAGGGCACACAUUGGCUUUUGAACCAUUUGGUGAUUAUUGCCUUGGAUGAAAAGGCAUAUAAUCGCUGUCAAGUUAUACAUAAGCAUUGCUUUUCUCUUGUCACCGAGGAUGUUGAUUUUCAAGAGGAAGCAUUCUUUAUGACCCCUAACUACUUGAAGAUGAUGUGGAGAAGGAUUGAUUUCCUGCGUUCUGUGCUCGAGUUGGGUUAUAGUUUUGUUUUCACGGACGUUGAUAUCAUGUGGUUUAGGGAUCCAUUUCCACGGUUCUUUCCAGAUGCUGAUUUCCAGAUUGCAUGUGACCAUUUUUUAGGCAGUCCAGAUGAUCUGAGUAACAUGCCCAACGGGGGCUUUAACUAUGUAAAGUCUAAUAAUCGGUCAAUAGCAUUCUACAAAUUCUGGUAUGAUUCACAUGAAACUUAUCCCGGAUAUCAUGACCAGGAUGUUCUCAAUAGGAUCAAGCUUGAUCCUUUCAUCUCAGAUAUUGGGCUGAAGAUUAGAUUUUUGGAUACUGCUUAUUUUGGUGGUCUUUGUGAACGUAGUAAAGAUUUGAAUUUAGUAUGCACAAUGCAUGCGAAUUGCUGUUAUGGUAUGGAUAGCAAGCUUCAUGAUCUCAAAAUUAUGCUACAAGAUUGGAGAGCUUUCAUGUCAUUGCCACCAGAUCUGAAGAAUGAAUCUGUUAUCUCCUGGAGAGUUCCCCAGAACUGCAGUCUCGAUUCUUUACGCCAUUUUGAUUCACCGCCUUCAGAGGCGAUUGUUGAACAAGAAGAAGAACAAGAGGACGAAAAUUGAUUGGAAUUGUACGUAUCUUUAAAUCAUUUAUCGUCGAAAGACAUCGAGAUGGUAAGCUUUCUUCUUUCUUCUUUCUUUUUGUGUCUGUGAUUCUUCUCAGUUACACACGAGUUUGAUGAUAGUGACCUUAUACUUCCCAGUCGUUUUCAUUAGUUAGCAUAUCAGAAACACUAGCACUUUAUCUACUUGUUUACAGUUACUGGAUUUUGGUUUCUAGAGUCCAAUAAUGUCAUGUAGUCCUUUUCUUUUUAUACAAGGAUA